Molecule: messenger RNA, 2466 nt
Organism: Arabidopsis arenosa
Lineage: Eukaryota; Viridiplantae; Streptophyta; Magnoliopsida; Brassicales; Brassicaceae
Source: the annotation of a GenBank genome assembly
UCCUCCUUUCUUCUUCUCUCUGUCAUCAUUUUUCUUCUUUUUCUCCUAUAAUCCCUCGAAUCUUGAGUUUCUAGAAAAAAAAAUGGCUUCUUCGAACGAAAACGACGAGUUUCCCAUUCUUCCAAUUCCAAAAGCAACACCUCGUGCUCACACUAGGGCUUUUACUUUCAGGAACCGUAGUGUUUCUCUCUCAAACCCAACUUUCUCCAUUGACGGAUUUGACAACUCGAGUGUGGUUUUAGGCUACACAGGUCCUCUUCGAACCCAGAGAAUAACACCUCCUUUAGUGCAAAUGAGUGGUCCUCUUCACUUUACUCGCAGAACAGAACCUCUCUUCUCUCCUUCUCCUCAAGAACCUCCUGAUUCCUCCUCCUCCUCCUCUACCGUUAAUGUUCCACCUGAAGAUGAUUUUGUCUUCCAAAACGCAAAUCUUUUGAGAUCUGGACAAUUAGGGAUGUGCAAUGAUCCUUACUGCACUACUUGCCCUUCUUACUACAACCGCCAAGCUGCUCAAUUUCACACUUCCAGAGUUUCUACCUCUAGGUUUCGCACUGUUCUGUAUGAUGAUGCUAGAGGUUGGGCUAAGCGAUUCGCCUCCUCUGUUCGUAGAUGCUUACCUGGAAUAAUGAAUCCUCAUUCCAAAUUCGUUCAAGUCUGGACUAGAGUCUUAGCCUUUUCAAGCUUAGUGGCCAUUUUUAUAGAUCCUCUCUUCUUGUUCCUCUUAUUUAUCCAACAAGACAACAAAUGCUUAGCGAUUGAUUGGCGUGCGACUAAAGUACUGGUGUCUCUUAGAAGUAUAACGGAUCUUGUAUUCUCCAUUAACAUUCUACUUCAGUUUAGGUUGGCCUAUGUAGCCCCUGAAUCUAGAAUAGUUGGUGCCGGCCAGUUAGUUGAUCAUCCAAGAAAAAUUGCUCGCCAUUACUUCCAAGGAAAGUUUUUUCUUGAUCUGUUCAUAGUGUUACCCAUUCCACAGAUAAUGAUAUUAUGGAUAAUACCAGCACACUUGGGCACACGCAGGGAAGAAUAUGAGAAACAGAUUAUACGCGCUACGGUUCUUUUUCAAUACAUUCCAAAGUUAUAUAGACUCUUACCUCUUCUUGCUGGACAAACACCGACCGGCUUCAUAUUUGAGUCAGCCUGGGCUAAUUUUGUUAUUAAUCUUCUCACCUUCAUGCUUGCUGGUCAUGCUGUUGGCUCUUGCUGGUACCUUUCUGGUCUGCAGAGAGUUAAGAAAUGCAUGCUGAAUGCUUGGAAUAUUUCUGUGGAUGAACGUAGAAAUCUUAUCGAUUGUUCGCGUGGAAGUUAUGCAUCGGAGUCACAACGAGCUCUCUGGAGAGAUGGUGCUAGUGUCAAUGCUUGUUUUCAAGAGAAUGGUUUUACUUAUGGGAUCUAUUUGAAGGCAGUGAAUCUUACCAAUCAAUCUAGUUUCUUCACAAGAUACAGUUAUUCUCUGUUUUGGGGAUUCCAACAAAUAAGCACACUUGCUGGAAACUUGUCCCCAAGUUACUCAGUGGGGGAGGUUUUCUUUACAAUGGGUAUCAUUGGACUAGGGCUUUUGCUUUUUGCGCGGCUUAUCGGUAAUAUGCAAAACUUCCUUCAAUCUCUUGAUCGGAGGAGGAUGGAAAUGAUGUUGAGACGGCGUGAUGUAGAGCAGUGGAUGAGCCACAGACUGUUGCCAGAAGAUAUAAGAAAAAGAGUGCGCGAGGCUGAGCGGUACAAUUGGGCUGCGACUAGAGGAGUUAACGAAGAAUUUCUAUUCGAGAAUAUGCCUGAUGACCUUCAAAGAGAUAUAAGACGACAUCUCUUUAAAUUUCUCAAGAAGGUGAGAAUAUUUUCGUUGAUGGAUGAAUCAGUUUUAGAUUCAAUCCGUGAGAGGCUGAAACAGAGGACAUACAUAAGGAGUAGCACGGUGUUGCACCGCAGAGGUCUAGUAGAAAAAAUGGUAUUUAUAGUGAGAGGUGAGAUGGAGAGCAUUGGAGAAGACGGUUCUGUUCUUCCUUUGUCAGAAGGAGACGUUUGUGGUGAAGAACUUCUCACUUGGUGCCUCGAACGCUCCUCUAUAAACCCCGAUGGGAAAAGGAUAAAGAUGCCAACAAAGGGAUUAGUUAGCAACAGAAAUGUUAGGUGUGUGACAAACGUGGAAGCGUUUUCGCUGAGUGUAGCAGAUCUUGAAGAUGUAACAAGCUUGUUUUCAAGAUUCUUAAGGAGUCAUCGAGUGCAAGGAGCUAUAAGGUACGAGUCUCCUUAUUGGAGAUUACAAGCAGCGAUGCAGAUUCAAGUGGCUUGGAGAUACCGAAAGAGACGACUUCAGAGAUUUUACACUGCUCAGUCUAGUUCCAACAAUUCGAUUGGAUGAUAAAUUGAUGAUACUUGGUUUACGUAUAAAGCUUAGUGGUUGUUAAAUAUACAUCUUUUUGCUGUUUUUCCAAUCAUCCCAUCGUUAACUAAUGAAAACUUUACAUUAAC